This is a messenger RNA of Sapajus apella (tufted capuchin), 10463 nucleotides long. It is a transcript of the gene ARFGEF3, whose product is annotated as ARFGEF family member 3. Gene Ontology annotation, biological process: regulation of ARF protein signal transduction. Gene Ontology annotation, molecular function: guanyl-nucleotide exchange factor activity. The transcript is spliced from 33 exons. The record is from RefSeq and is a predicted model, not a curated record. The coding region runs from base 2350 to 8790 and encodes 2146 amino acids. Lineage: Eukaryota; Metazoa; Chordata; Mammalia; Primates; Cebidae.
AUCACAGGUGUGAGCCACAGCAUCCAGCCUUUUCAUCCCUUUUGAAUGGAAUGAAGAUUGGAUUUUUGCUGUGUGGAUUAUUCUAUAAAUUGUUUUCAUCAUAAAACUGUGCCUUUAAGGCAAGAUAGUCCCAAAUUUCCUGCUUUUAUUUCAAACUAUGCCUCUGUGAAAUUGUUUAUAUUGAUGAGUUAUACAAAUGGAAUCCAAGAGAUGGAGAGGGACCUGAGCUCAUCAAUUUAGUGAUGUCAGUAGCUCCAUAGAGGUAUUUAUAUCUUUCUUUUUCACCCUCUAGGACUUCUGGGAGAAGGCUGGGUGCAGACUAGAAUCAUAUUUUGUUUUCUUGGAAACUUUUGUUUAAGUAUUUUAUAAUUUUGUAUAUUUUGCUGCAUAUUUAUGUAUAGUCGAAUUGUAUGUAAAUCAGUAGGAUUAUGUAAUUACAUAAUUCCCUGAUGUAUCUUUCUGAAGUCUGAUACAUGUGAUACAGGAGAUCUCCUUUUACCUAUUCUAUAGUCCAUACUCCAUUAAUAUAAUGCUUCUUGAUGUAUUUAAUGGCCUUAUAAUUCACAUUUCCCAUCUGAAUUUGGGACACAUGAGAACACAAGUUAACAUUUUCAAACCUUUACCAAGUGUCAGGGACUUUUACUAUAUAUAUGCUGGCCUCACUUAAUCUUGACAGCACUCUUGUGUGAGACAGUGGGCACACUGAGGUUGGAGAGGCUAUUGCAGCUGGCCUCGCUCCUUGUGCCAGUCCAGGGCAGAGCCAGGGCUGCUGGACCCCUAAGAUCACCUUCUUAAUUCACUAUGGGGUAUUAGCUCUCCGAUUAUUUGACUUAAUACAGAAGUUUUUUUUAUUAUUUGUAAUUUAUGGGAAGAACUGAGAUACAUACAAUUAAGUUUCAUGUAGUAAAUGACUUGAUGAAGCACCAUUGUUGAAAAAAACCUAGAAAAUCUGCUAUAUUUUGCCAUUGCCCACUCACAAGUGCAGUUUAUCAAUAAAGGAUUAUAGAUUAGACCACCUUGUAUCGAAACAGCUUUACAUGGAAUUUCCAAGGAGCUAGUACUUUUAAAAGAGGUUUGUUCUAUAUUCAGACUGAGGGGAGUGUCAUGAAUUAUUAGAGCUAUUAAGAUUAGUGUAUAUCCCCAACUUUGCCAGGAAAUGACCUAAAUUGACUUUACCUCUCUGUAAGGCAGGAGGAAACUUUAAGAUAAAGCAGACUCUAGUCUGGAAUUGAUGUGAAUACCCACUGGGGAAACCUGAGUAAUUAUGUAAUUAAAUAACUAACUCUUACUUCUCCACCUUCUGCUGACUUGAGCAAGGGAAAAGGCCGGUUAACAAUUCAUAUGGUUUUUUAAUAAGGGUUAAGGUGAGCAAAACUGAAGAAUUACUGAGAGAAGAUUUAGGAUAGGGCUCAUUUUUAGGCCUAAAGGAAUGCUUCUAGAAUAUUUAAGUGAGAGCAGACCUAAACUAAUUUUCAAUUUAAUGAAGUCCAGAGAGAAUUGUUCUAUUUAAAAUAAUGUUUUUGUUUUUCCUGAAACUGUAACUGCCCUGUGGUGUGCUUUAUUUUAUAAAUCCUGUUUUGUUUUUCUGUAUUGACCAGCUGGAAGAAAAACCUUCUAAAACAAAAGGGGUUUUGUAUGCAUAUUUCAGAGGCUGUUGGUGGGACAGAAGCCAGGAAACUGGGUCCAGCUGUGCUUGGGGGUGGGGGGAGAAGGGAUCCCAGAGUGGGAGGGGCAGAAGGAGAGGGCUGAACACAGAGGACUGAUUAGGUGGGAGGGCUGCUGGAUUUACCCCCAACUCUGAAAUAAAGCUGGGUAUGGAAGAACAGGCCAGCAACACCACCUUUGCUGAAAAUGGGGAGGGUAGCAUUCGUGCAUUUCAGAGGUAAUAAACAGAUGUAAUUUACAGUCAACAGGAGGGUUUAAGAAAAAAAAAAAGUUGUUAAAGGUGCGCAUGCCCAGGCAUCCAGUGCAGAGGAUGUUCUUAACGAAUGUUUGCUCGAGAUAAUGGCCUCACUGCGCUCAGUUCUGCAUGUUGACAUCUCUAUCGGUGGGGUCUGGAGAGUGUGAUGCUGAGUAGGAAGACAGGGUGGGGACUGAGCUCACGUGGAUCAGGCAAUUGGCAACGGGGAGCAGGUGGCCCGGGUUUGGAGUCAGAGCCAAACACGCAGCGUGGUGCGUGCUGGAAAGGCAGUGAGGAACAGGACACGCUCUCUCCUCUCAAAGAGCUCGUCACUUGCUGAAGAGAAAGCAAGAGGUCAUCAUAAUACACAGGCCAAGUCCUGGUUUUUCCUCAUAUGCCUGUUGGGGCCUCGAGCUGGUCAUUUUGCCUGUCAGUUUCUAUAAACGGAGAUGGAAACAGGAAGGUGGGGAGGUGCUUCUGUUUCCCCAGCAUGGGAGAAAUGCCUACUGCCUCUCCAGUUGGCUUUGGAAUCCAAGAAUGUGAAACUGGCCCAACAUGCUUUGGCAGGGAUGCAGAAGCUUCUGUCGGAAGAGAGGUUUGUAUCCAUGGAAACAGACUCUGAUGAGAAGCAGCUGCUUAAUCAGAUCCUGAAUGCCGUGAAAGUGACGCCUUCACUCAACGAGGACCUGCAGGUGGAAGUGAUGAAGGUUUUACUGUGCAUCACCUACACGCCCACAUUUGAUCUGAAUGGGAGUGCUGUGCUGAAGAUUGCUGAGGUGUGCAUUGAGACAUACAUAAGCAGCUGUCACCAGCGUAGCAUAAACACUGCUGUGCGGGCAACUCUCAGUCAAAUGCUGAGUGACUUGACUUUACAGUUGCGGCAGAGGCAGGAGAAUACGAUAAUUGAAAAUCCAGAUGUCCCACAGGAAUUCGGGAAUCAAGGGUCCACGGUGGAGUCCCUCUGUGAUGAUGUUGUCUCUGUACUCACCAUCCUGUGUGAGAAGCUACAAGCUGCCAUCAAUAACAGUCAGCAGCUGCAGCUUCUCUACCUGGAAUGCAUCCUGUCUGUGCUCAGCAGCUCCUCCUCCUCCAUGCACCUGCACAGGGGCUUCACGGACCUGAUCUGGAAAAGCCUCUGCCCUGCUCUCAUCGUGAUCCUGGGGAAUCCAAUCCACGACAAAACCAUCACCUCUGCUCACAGCAGCAGCACCAGUACCAGCCUGGAAUCAGACUCUGCGUCUCCGGGAGUGUCUGACCACGGCCGGGGAUCCGGCUGCUCCUGCACCGCGCCGGCCCUGAGUGGGCCUGUGGCUCGGACUAUCUAUUACAUCGCAGCCGAGCUGGUCCGGCUGGUGGGGUCCGUGGACUCCAUGAAGCCCGUGCUCCAGUCCCUCUACCACCGAGUGCUGCUCUACCCCCCACCCCAGCACCGGGUGGAAGCCAUCAAAAUAAUGAAAGAGAUUCUCGGGAGCCCACAGCGUCUCUGUGACUUGGCAGGACCCAGCUCCACUGAACCAGAGUCCAGAAAAAGAUCAAUUUCAAAAAGAAAGUCUCAUCUGGAUCUCCUCAAACUCAUCAUGGAUGGCAUGACCGAAGCAUGCAUCAAGGGUGGCAUUGAAGCCUGCUAUGCGGCCGUGUCCUGUGUCUGCACCUUGCUGGGUGCCCUGGACGAGCUCAGCCAGGGGAAGGGCUUGAGCGAAGAUCAGGUGCACCUGCUGCUUCUGCGCCUUGAGGAGCUGAAGGAUGGGGCUGAGUGGAGCCGAGAUUCCAUGGAGAUCAAUGAGGCCGACUUCCGCUGGCAGCGGCGAGUGCUGUCCUCAGAGCACACGCCGUGGGAGUCAGGGAACGAGAGGAACCUUGACAUCAGCAUCAGUGUCACCACAGACACAGGCCAGACCACGCUUGAGGGAGAGUUAGGUCAGACCACACCUGAGGACCACUCGGGAAACCACAAGAACAGUCUCAAGUCGCCAGCCAUCCCAGAGGGCAAGGAGACACUGAGCAAAGUAUUGGAACCAGAGGCAGUAGACCAACCAGAUGUGGUGCAGAGAAGCCACACGGUCCCUUACCCUGACAUAACUAACUUCCUGUCAGUAGACUGCAGGACAAGGUCCUAUGGAUCUAGGUAUAGUGAGAGCAAUUUUAGCGUCGAUGACCAAGACCUUUCUAGGACAGAGUUUGAUUCCUGUGAUCAGUACUCAAUGGCCGCAGAAAAGGACUCGGGCAGGUCUGACGUGUCGGACAUAGGGUCGGACAACUGUUCACUUGCCGACGAAGAGCAGACCCCCCGGGACUGCCUGGGCCACCGGUCCCUGCGAACUGCUGCCCUGUCUCUAAAACUGCUGAAGAACCAGGAGGCGGAUCAGCACAGCACCAGGCUGUUCAUACAGUCCCUGGAAGGCCUCCUUCCUCGGCUUCUGGCUCUCUCCAGUGUAGAGGAGGUGGACACCGCUCUGCAGAACUUUGCCUCCACUUUCUGCUCAGGCAUGAUGCACUCUCCUGGCUUUGAUGCCAACAGCAGCCUCAGCUUCCAGAUGCUGAUGAACGCAGACAGCCUCUAUGCAGCUGCACACUAUGCCCUGCUCCUCAACCUGAAGCUCUCCCACGGUGACUACUACAGGAAGCGGCCGACCCUGUCACCAGGCGUGAUGAAGGAGUUCAUGAAGCAGGUGCAGUCCAGCGGCGUGCUGAUGGUCUUCUCCCCAGCCUGGAUUGAGGAGCUCUACCAUCAGGUGCUCGACAGGAACAUGCUCGGAGAGGCUGGCUACUGGGGCAGCCCGGAAGAUAACAGCCUUCCCCUCAUCACAAUGCUGACCGAUAUUGACGGCUUAGAGAGCAGUGCCAUUGGUGGCCAGCUGAUGGCCUCAGCUGCUACAGAGUCUCCUUUCACCCAGAGCAGGAGAAUCGAUGACUCCACAGUGGCAGGCGUGGCAUUUGCUCGCUAUAUUCUGGUGGGCUGCUGGAAGAACUUGAUAGAUACUUUAUCAACCCCACUAACUGGUCGAAUGGCAGGGAGCUCCAAAGGGCUGGCCUUCAUUCUGGGAGCUGAAGGCAUCAAAGAGCAGAACCAGAAGGAGCGGGACGCCAUCUGCAUGAGCCUCGACGGGCUGCGGAAAGCCGCACGGCUGAGCUGCGCACUAGGGGUUGCUGCUAACUGCGCCUCGGCCCUUGCCCAGAUGGCAGCUGCCUCCUGUGUCCAAGAAGAAAAAGAAGAGAGGGAGGCCCAAGAACCCAGUGAUGCCAUCGCACAAGUGAAACUAAAAGUGGAGCAGAAACUGGAGCAGAUUGGGAAGGUGCAGGGGGUGUGGCUGCACACUGCCCACGUCUUGUGCAUGGAAGCCAUCCUCAGCGUAGGCCUGGAGAUGGGAAGCCACAACCCGGACUGCUGGCCACAUGUGUUCAGGGUGUGUGAGUACGUGGGCACCCUGGAGCACAACCACUUCAGUGACGGCGCCUCGCAGCCCCCUCUGACCAUCAGCCAGCCCCAGAAGGCCACUGGGAGUGCUGGCCUCCUUGGGGACCCUGAGUGUGAGGGCUCGCCCCCUGAGCAGAGCCCAGAGCAGGGGCGCACCCUGAGCACAGCCCCCGUUGUCCAGCCCCUGUCCAUCCAGGACCUCGUCCGGGAAGGCAGCCGGGGACGGGCCUCCGACUUCCGCGGUGGGAGCCUCAUGAGUGGGAGCAGCGCCGCCAAGGUGGUGCUCACCCUAUCCACGCAGGCUGACAGGCUGUUUGAAGAUGCUACGGAUAAGUUGAACCUCAUGGCUCUGGGAGGUUUUCUUUACCAGCUGAAGAAAGCAUCACAGUCUCAGCUUUUCCAUUCUGUUACAGAUACAGUUGAUUACUCUCUGGCAAUGCCAGGAGAAGUUAAAUCCACUCAAGACCGCAAAAGCGCCCUCCAUCUGUUCCGCCUGGGGGAUGCCAUGCUGAGGAUCGUGCGUAGCAAAGCACGGCCCCUGCUCCACGUGAUGCGCUGCUGGAGCCUUGUGGCCCCACACCUGGUGGAGGCUGCUUGCCAUAAGGAAAGACAUGUGUCUCAGAAGGCUGUUUCCUUCAUCCAUGACAUACUGACAGAGGUCCUCACUGACUGGAAUGAGCCACCUCAUUUUCACUUCAAUGAAUUACUCUUCCGACCUUUCGAGCGCAUUAUGCAGCUGGAGUUGUGUGAUGAGGAUGUCCAAGACCAGGUUGUCACGUCCAUUGGUGAGCUGGUUGAAGUGUGUUCCACGCAGAUCCAGUCUGGAUGGAGACCCUUGUUCAGUGCCCUGGAAACAGUGCAUGGUGGGAACAAGUCAGAGGUGAAGGAGUACCUGGUUGGUGACUACUCCAUGGGAAAAGGCCAAGCUCCAGUGUUUGAUGUAUUUGAAGCUUUUCUCAAUACGGACAACAUCCAGGUCUUUGCUAAUGCAGCCACUAGCUACAUCAUGUGCCUUAUGAAGUUUGUCAAAGGACUGGGGGAGGUGGACUGUAAAGAGAUUGGAGACUGUGUCCCGGCACCCGGAGCCCCGUCCACAGACCUGUGCCUCCCAGCCCUGGACUACCUCAGGCGCUGCUCUCAGUUAUUGGCAAAAAUCUACAAAAUGCCCUUGAAGCCAAUAUUCCUUAGUGGGAGACUUGCCAGCUUGCCUCGAAGACUUCAAGAACAGUCAGCCAGCAGUGAGGAUGGAAUUGAAUCAGUCCUGUCUGAUUUUGAUGAUGACACCGGUCUGAUAGAAGUCUGGAUAAUCCUGCUGGAGCAGCUGACAGCAGCUGUGUCCAAUUGUCCACGGCAGCACCAACCACCAACUUUGGAUUUACUCUUUGAGCUAUUGAGAGAUGUGACCAAAACACCAGGACCAGGGUUCGGUAUCUAUGCAGUGGUUCACCUCCUCCUUCCUGUGAUGUCCCUGUGGCUCCGCCGUAGCCAUAAAGACCAUUCCUACUGGGAUGUGGCCUCUGCCAACUUCAAGCACGCUAUUGGACUGUCCUGUGAGCUGGUGGUGGAGCACAUUCAAAGCUUUCUACAUUCAGAUAUCAGGUACGAGAGCAUGAUCAAUACCAUGCUGAAAGAGCUCUUCGAGCUGCUGGUUGCCUGUGUGGCCAAGCCCACCGAAACUAUCUCCAGAGUGGGCUGCUCCUGUAUUAGAUAUGUCCUUGUGACAGCAGGCCCUGUGUUCACUGAGGAGAUGUGGAGGCUUGCCUGCUGUGCCCUGCAAGACGCGUUCUCCGCCACACUCAAGCCAGUGAAGGACCUGCUGGGCUGCUUCCACAGCGGCACGGAGAGCUUCAGCGGGGAAGGCUGCCAGGUGCGGGUGGCAGCCCCAUCCUCCUCCCCAAGUGCCGAGGCCGAGUACUGGCGCAUUCGAGCCAUGGCCCAGCAGGUGUUUAUGCUGGACACCCAGUGCUCACCAAAGACGCCAAACAACUUUGACCACGCUCAGUCCUGCCAGCUCAUUAUUGAGCUGCCUCCUGAUGAAAAACCAAAUGGACACACCAAGAAAAGCGUGUCUUUCAGGGAAAUUGUGGUGAGCUUGCUGUCUCAUCAGGUCUUACUCCAGAACUUAUAUGACAUCUUGUUAGAAGAGUUCGUCAAAGGCCCCUCUCCUGGAGAGGAGAAGACGAUCCAAGUGCCAGAAGCCAAGCUGGCUGGCUUCCUCAGAUACAUCUCCAUGCAGAACUUGGCAGUCAUAUUCGACCUGCUGCUGGACUCUUACAGGACCGCCAGAGAGUUUGACACGAGCCCCGGGCUGAAGUGCCUGCUGAAGAAAGUGUCUGGCAUCGGGGGUGCCGCCAACCUCUACCGCCAGUCUGCCAUGAGCUUUAACAUCUAUUUCCACGCCCUGGUGUGUGCCGUUCUCACCAAUCAAGAAACCAUCACUGCAGAGCAAGUGAAGAAGGUCCUUUUUGAGGAGGACGAGAGAAGCACAGACUCUUCCCAGCAGUGUUCAUCCGAGGAUGAAGACAUCUUUGAGGAAACCGCGCAGGUCAGCCCCCCGAGAGGCAAGGAGAAGAGACAGUGGCGGGCACGGAUGCCCUUGCUCAGCGUCCAGCCCGUCAGCAACGCGGACUGGGUGUGGCUGGUCAAGAGGCUGCACAAGCUGUGCAUGGAACUGUGCAACAACUAUAUCCAGAUGCACCUGGACCUGGAGAACUGUAUGGAGGAGCCUCCCAUCUUCAAGAGCGACCCAUUCUUCAUCCUGCCCUCCUUCCAGUCCGAGUCAUCCACCCCCUCCACCGGGGGCUUCUCUGGGAAAGAAACCCCUUCCGAGGACGACAGAAGCCAGCCCCGGGAGCACACAGGCGAGUCCCUGAGCCUGAAGGCCGGGGGUGGGGACCUGCUGCUGCCCCCCAGCCCCAAGGUGGAGAAGAAGGAUCCCAGCCGCAAGAAGGAGUGGUGGGAGAACGCGGGGAACAAAAUCUACACCAUGGCGGCCGACAAGACCAUUUCAAAGCUGAUGACCGAAUACAAAAAGAGGAAACAGCAGCACAACCUGCCUGCGUUCCCCAAAGACAUCAAAGUGGAGAAGAAAGGAGAGCCACUGGGCCCCAGGGGCCAGGACUCCCCGCUGCUUCAGCGUCCCCAACACUUGAUGGAUCAAGGGCAAAUGCGGCAUUCCUUCAGCGCAGGCCCCGAGCUGCUGCGGCAGGACAAGAGGCCCCGCUCAGGCUCCACCGGGAGUUCCCUUAGUGUCUCCGUGAGAGACGCAGAAGCACAGAUCCAGGCAUGGACCAACAUGGUGCUAACAGUUCUCAAUCAGAUUCAGAUUCUCCCAGACCAAACCUUCACGGCCCUCCAGCCCGCAGUGUUCCCGUGCAUCAGUCAGCUGACCUGUCACGUGACCGACAUCCGAGUUCGCCAGGCUGUGCGGGAGUGGCUGGGCCGAGUGGGCCGUGUCUAUGACAUCAUUGUGUAGCAGACUCCUGUUCCACUCCUCCCCGCAAAAAAACAGUAGUGAGGGUUAGAGUCUGCCUGCCAAUCCAACUGUUGCGUUUUCCCCACCACCAGCCCCACUUAAACUAGUGUCUCAGAGAACAGUGUCUCCCGGUGUAAAAAGCCUUUUCAACCACUGAUCAGCAUUGGGGCCAUUCUAGAUACUAACGUUGUAUCUAGAUGACACAAACGAUAUUCUGAUUUUGCACAUUAUUAUAGAAGAAUCUAUAAUCCUUGAUAUGUUUCUGACUCUUGAAGUAUAUUUCCCAGUGCUUUUGCUUACAAUGUUAUCCCCAAAUGAGUCAUUUUCAAGGAUUACGCCUUUGAAAACACCGUAUUGAUCCAUUUGAUCCAUCAUUUUAAAAAUAAAUACAAUUCCUAAGGCAAUAUCUGCUGGUAAGUCAAGCUGAUGAUAUGUAAACACUCAGACAUCUAAUACCAGGGAUUAUUAAAUGGAGGAAGAUGUAUGAUUAUGGGUUUGGCUGGGAAGAAGACAACCAUAAAAAUAUAUUCUUGGGUGUCAUAAGAAAGAGGUGACUUCCGUUGUAAAAUAAUCUAGAACACUUCAAAAUUAUUCCUAAAUCAUUAAGGUUUUCAGGUAUUUACCAACUUCCCCAUGUAAGGUACUGUUGUGCCUUUAUUUCUGUAUUUCUAAAAGAAGAAAGUUCUUUCCUAGCAGGGUUUGAAGUCUGUGGCUUGUCAGCCUGUGACACAGAGUACCCAGUGAAAGUGGCUGAUACAUACCUUGCCAAGAGACAUAAGGCUGACCGGCCACCCUGGCUGUUCUUGUGGUGUUUGCUUCCGUCCCCAAGGCAAACAAGGAAAGGAAAGAAAAAUGGUGCCUUAGUCCUUUGUUGCACUUAGAGUUCUAUGCCCACAAUUACCUGAGCAUAAAGUAUAACAUUUGGUUUUUAAGAAAAUAAAACAUUAAAACACAACUCUUUUUCUGUCAACACUCUUGGAGGAAAGGGACUCAGGGAAGAGAGCAGGGAGUGUGGGGUGGGGAGAGAUGAUGACGAAAUCAUUUUGAAUCUUGUAAUACAGCAAUCUUACAGAAUUAUGGUGUCAGUUAUACAAGCUCUAGUCUUACAAAACGAAAGUAAAGGACAAAGACACGUUUAGAAAAUUUUGUCUAUUUAAAAAAUAUAUCCUAUUUAGCAAGUAAAGUUACCCUGUUUGAUGUCUUUUAUUCAGACCAAUAUUUCAGGUGGCUAUUUCUAAGUAUUACUAGAAAAAUAAUAUAUUUGAAAGCUUUAUCUUAUUAUUUACAGUAUUUUUAUAUUUCUUACAUUAUCCUAAUGAUUGAAAACUCCUCAAUCAAGCUUACACACAUUCUACAGAGCAGAGUUAGUUAAGGCAUAUAUUAUAGUUUCUCAGCCCCUAAAAAUGUAUUCAUAAUGAGUAAGUCACCCUUUAAAUAUAAGACAUAAAUUCUACAGUAUUAAAAUAACGAUUUCAAAGGGAUUGAACUUUAUUCAGUGCUGGUAUUUGUAAACUUUGUCCUCCUUGAGAAAUAUGGAACUAACUUAGAGGAUAUGAGGAAGGCAGGGUUCUCUGACUUCCUUAGGUGAUCUGAACAAAAGAUGCUUAUCAUUUAAUGUGCCAUCUAGAGAUCACCACAGAAUCUGGGAGACUUUUUUUUUUCUUCCAGUUCCA